CUCCACCUCCUCCUCCUCCUCCUGCUGUCUACAAACAGUCAAGGGCUUUAAAGGAUCUUUAUGUGAUUAUCAAAAUGGACAAAGAGUCUGCCGAUUAUUGACCAAACAGAGAAGCACCCAAUGCCUCCACUGCUUGUGUUGUCUCUCUUCCAUCCAGGACUGACUGAACACUUCCUCUCAGCCACAGAGGAUCUUCUUAGAAGUCUGCCCCUUCCUCUCAUCCAGCAUGGACACUUUUUUUCGUCGUCACUUUAGGAGGAAGGAUUCAGCUUUGCAGGUAGAUGCAGACCCCUGCCGCCAGCGAAGGCCCAGUGUGGCUGUUCCUGCUAGUAGGGCCCGUAGGAGGUCCAGCGUUGGGUUGCCUUCCUCUACCCUGACCCAGCGCCGGCGCUCCAGUGUCCAGCUGCAGGGGGGUCUGCCAUGUGCAGGCAGCAACCGGUUGACAAAGACCAACAGACAUAACAGGUUGGCAGCACAAGGCCGAAGACGCUCCAGCACCACCACCCCCAGCCUCAACCCACGGUUUGCUGUAUGCCGGAAGAAGGUGGGGAAGCUGCGUACCAUCGACACCCACCUGCUAGGGCCGUCCAUGCUGCUGGCCAGUCUGAUCCAGAUGGCUGAGGAAGAGGAGGAGGGGGAGGAGGAGGAGGAGGGGGAAGAAGGCAUGGGGACAGGGCUAUCAGCUGGAGAACAGCAGGUGGAGGUAAAAGAUGGGGCCAGCAGGAGGUUGAUUUCACACUCUAGCUUCCCCCACUCAGAUGGAGACAAUGGUAGCAGUGACUGCUCCACUGACAGCCAAUCAGAGUCCAGCCAGCCGUCUGAGGCCGAGGACGACCAUGGUUCCUGGUCUCCUGAUCAACAGGUAGCCUGCUGUCCCUCCUCCUCCUUGGCCCUGGAGGUGAUCAGAAAGACCUCACAGGUACGGUCCACAUCCAGACCCCUUAUCCGAGCUCCUCGCUGCCUUCGGAGGAACUCUUCUCAGGUUUUUGUGGGAGACUCUGCACCAUCCAGCCGAUACCGAGGUUCCAGCCAGAGGAAGAGGAGGAGAAUCUCUACUAUUUCAAAAGCUGGGAGUCCUUGGCCAGGAAGAGGCCAACCACUGCCCAGCCGCAGGAGUUCAGUCUAUUACCUAAGCCACCCAGCCUUGUACAGGGGCCCCGGAGCCCUCAGUCCUCUGGGGUCACAGGGCUAUGACUCUCGUCUGGAGACCUGGAGUGCAUUUCUGCUAAAAGCCAUUGCAAAGUCAGGAAUACAGCAUGUGGGAGCCAACGUUGCAACAUCUGGACAGACGGACCAGCGACAGGAGCCUAACAACAGCAUCGACUGGAGUGAAAAUGCCCAGUUUGGGGACCACGUCUGGUUUGAGACCAGUGGGUCUGGAGACUUCUGCUAUGUUGGAGAGCAGUACUGUGUUGCAAAAUCACUGCAAAAGUCAGUGGCAAGGAAGAAAUGUGCUGCAUGUAAGAUAUCAGUCCACACCAUGUGUAUGGAGCAGCUUGAGAAGAUAAAUUUCAGGUGCAAGCCAUCUUUUAAGGAGCCAGGAUCUCGAACUGUUCGAGAGUCCAACGUUGUGCGGCAUCACUGGGUCCAUAGGAGACGUCAGACAGGAAAGUGUCGACAGUGUGGGAAGGGAUUUCAACAGAAGUUCUCAUUUCACAACAAAGAGAUUGUUGCCAUCAGCUGCUCAUGGUGCAAACAAGCCUAUCACAACAAGGUGACAUGCUUCAUGCUGCAGCAGAUAGAGGAGUGCUGCUCACUGGGCGCUCACGCUGCUGUCAUCGUCCCUCCCACCUGGAUCAUCAGGGUCCGAAAACCACAGUCUUCUCUGAAGUCCAGUAAAAGGAAGAAGAGAACAUCAUUAAAAUGCAAUAAGUCAAGCAAGAAGGGAUCAGAGGAUGGUCGAUGGAAGCCGUUCCUGGUGAAGCCUCUUCCUUCUCAACUCAUGAAGCCUCUGCUGGUGUUUGUUAAUCCAAAGAGUGGUGGAAACCAGGGAGCUAAAAUCGUCCAGUCUUUUAUGUGGUAUCUGAACCCACGGCAAGUGUUUGACCUGACGAAAGGUGGACCCAAAGAUGGGUUAGAGCUGUAUGCCAAAGUACCCAACCUAAGGAUUCUGGCCUGUGGAGGUGACGGGACGGUGGGCUGGAUCUUGUCGGUGUUGGACCAGCUGAAGCUCCGGCCUCAGCCCCCCGUGGCCAUCCUGCCUUUGGGGACUGGAAAUGACCUGGCGAGGACUUUAAACUGGGGAGGGGGUUACACAGAUGAACCCAUCACAAAGAUCCUUUCACAUGUGGAGGACGGAAACGUCGUCCAGUUGGACCGAUGGAACCUGAAUGUGGAGCCCAACCCUGAGGCCCGUCCAGAGGAGAGGGACGAGCAGCAAACCGACAAGCUUCCUAUUGACGUCUUCAACAAUUACUUCAGCCUGGGCUUCGACGCUCAUGUCACACUGGGCUUCCAUGAAUCCAGAGAGGCAAACCCAGAGAAGUUUAACAGCCGCUUUAGGAAUAAAAUGUUCUAUGCAGGGACGGCCUUCUCAGAUUUCCUGAGUGGGAGUUCAAAAGACCUCGCCAAGCACAUCAAAGUAGUGUGUGAUGGGACGGAUCUGACGGCCAAAGUCCAGGAGUUGAAGUUACAGUGCCUGCUCUUCCUCAACAUCCCAAGGUACUGUGCAGGUACCAUGCCGUGGGGUCAUCCCAGCGAGCAUCAUGACUUUGAACCACAGCGACAUGAUGACGGCUGCAUCGAGGUCAUCGGCUUUACCAUGACUUCCCUGGCCACGCUGCAGGUGGGCGGUCAUGGAGAACGACUCCACCAGUGCAAAGAGGUGACCCUCACCACCUACAAGUCCAUCCCCAUGCAGGUGGACGGUGAGCCCUGCAAGCUGGCUCCCUCUGUCAUCCAUAUCAACUUGAGGAACCAGGCCAACAUGGUGCAGAAGGUCAAGAGGAGGAUCUCCAUGCCCCACCUAAACGACCAGCAGCCGCUUCCUGAGAAACUGCAGAUCCGAGUGAACAGGAUCAGCAUGGCAGCAUAUGAAGCCCUGCAUUAUGACAAGGAUCAGCUGAAGGACGCCUCGACACCACUGGGGCUCAUCACCGUCCCCGGAGACAGUGACCUGGAGACCUGCCGCCUGCUCAUCGAACGUCUGCAGGAUAAUCUGGAUCAGGACUGUGAAGUGAUGGAAGGAGAGUGGUUUACUUCACAAAAACUAUCUAUGAAGUGGUGCUUCCUUGACUGUACAACUGCAGACCGCUUCUACAGGAUCGACCGAGCUCAGGAACACCUGAACUAUGUCACAGAGAUCUCUCAGGAGGAGCUGUACAUCUUGGACCCAGAGCUGGUCGUCAAGGAGACGGUAGGCACCUCCCCUGGAAUGCCGGACCUGGUGGACUCUGAGGAGCAUCAGGACCAGCAGCGAAAGUUUGCCUUUCCUCACUCUGCAACCUCGCCGACUUCCCCUACCUCCUCGACAUCCCCGACCUCCUCAGCCAUACUCAGAGUCAGAGAUGGUCAGAGGAAGAGGGUCUCCAGUGACAGCUCAGUGGCUGAUGCUCUGUCUCAGAGCUCCAAGACCGUCCUCUGCAGGAGAGGGGCAAAGAUUCUCAAUGUCCAUCGUUCCAAUACAACCCUCGCUGAUUUCAGACCCAUGAUUAGUUCCUCCACCGCUACCUCACGCAACACUGAAAAAGAUACAGAGUUGAUCAACUGUGUCAAGACUGAAGACCUGAAUGGACUGAUAAAGCUCCACCAGCAGGGAGCAGACAUCCUGCUGCAGGACGUCGCAGGCUGCACGCUGCUGCACCACGCUGUGGAGGCCGGCAACAAAGAGAUCAUGAAGUACCUCAUAGAAAACGUACCCACAACCCACCUGGAUAUAACUGAGAAAGAGACAGGAGAGACGGCGCUCCAUAAGGCUGCCACUUCCUGCCAGAGGAGUAUCUGUCACUAUCUGGUGGAGGCAGGGGCAUCGCUCAUGAAGACAGACCUGCAGGGUGAGACCCCUAAACAGCGUGCUGAGAAAGCUGACGAUCAGGACCUGGCAGAAUAUCUGGAGAACCGCCAACAUUACCAGAUGAUCCAGAGAGAAGACCAGGAGACAGCAGUCUAAGCUGUCUGUCACAUCCGUUCUGUCUGUCUUUGUCUUUAAUUUAGUGUGAAGGAGAAACUCUUUAGACUCCAAUGACGUGACAAUGAAUGUAGAUGGCAGAAAAAUCUGAUUCCUCUCUGCUGUAAGGUGGGAGGAGGUGAAUAGAGCCAGAUAAUAAGGAUAACUGUCAUUUUCAUCCCUGCUCAAACUGCUUUAAUUGACCAGAAAUCUCUGAAUUUGUGCCUGUGUCCUUCUGGUCCAAUCCAAACUGGAACAUAAAGCCAUUGGACACUAAAGUGAAUUCAAACUUGUUCAUUUUUUAGGCCACAAUGACUGAAUUGUGGCUUUAUCUGCUAAACAUAAGCGCUCUGACCUCCACAUAAAAUGAAAGAUAUGUGUACAGAAAGAGUAGUUGAAGCGAACAACAGCUGCUGUGAGCGAACAGUGACUGCAUUCAUCUAUGUGCAGCUGAAGAUGAUGAAACUAGAUGCUUUCGCCAUAUCUGAUAGAACGGCUGCAAAAAUGUGUCUUCUUUCAAGCUUCUAGUGACCUUUUUGGAUGUAUUUGUUUACUCAAAAGAAAUGUGUUUGUUCAGACUUUGGAUAUUUAACUUGGUCACCAGUUAAUUUAGCUAUUUAUGGUUUAUUUGUAGAGAAAACACACUUGCUUGUGAUCAAAUACAUUGAAGCAAGUUGUCGACUGCUUCACACUUGGGUUUUUUUUGUUUGUUUUUCGUGGAUCUCCUUUUGGAUUUCAGUCCAAAUUUUAGAUAUUUUGGUUGCUAUGAGGGUUUUUUUUGUAUUUUUGUCUGUUACAUAAGUGUAAUGCAAAUGGCUGUCAGAGAAAUGCUUUCAUUGUAAUGUGUGUCUACUGUUUAAAUAGCUGAGAUAUGGAUAUAGAUUUGUCAGUGUUGGAGAUUUUAAACAGCAACAGAAGCUGCAGCCAGAUUCUGCCAAAGCAGUAAAGACUGUAUUAAUGAUAAUUACUUAAGCCAGGAUGACAUUAUACUGUAUGAUACUGGAGUAAUAACUGUUUGGUUUUAUCAUUUCUGAGUGACCUGCAAUAAAAGCAUGUCAGUAAGA
Messenger RNA from Sphaeramia orbicularis (orbiculate cardinalfish), 5169 nucleotides. It is a transcript of the gene dgkzb, whose product is annotated as diacylglycerol kinase, zeta b. The transcript is spliced from 35 exons. The record is from RefSeq and is a predicted model, not a curated record. Gene Ontology annotation, cellular component: plasma membrane; glutamatergic synapse. Gene Ontology annotation, molecular function: protein binding; ATP-dependent diacylglycerol kinase activity. NCBI's taxonomy places the organism in Eukaryota, Metazoa, Chordata, Actinopteri, Kurtiformes, Apogonidae. The coding region runs from base 227 to 4108 and encodes 1293 amino acids. Gene Ontology annotation, biological process: phospholipase C-activating G protein-coupled receptor signaling pathway.